UCUGUUAAAAUUUCUACGAUAUCAUUGUGAUCAUCUUGACUUCGUUGAAAGUGACAUGAAAUUGUGGAACAAGAAAAGAGAGAGUUGCUAGAUAUGCUAAAAGCAAUAGGAUUGUCAAUCGGAUAGAUUGGAAAAUUUAAUGUAGCAUGGAAAUUUUCCAGACGCACAGAGAUAAGAACAUUUACUAUAAAAACUCUACGAAAGAUCGCAUAUUCUCAUUUGUGUUUCGUAUAGUAAUCAGCUUGUUAUUCGAUAUGCGGGUAACGUGCCGAUGAAUUAAUCCGAGGACAAAAGUCACGUGUCCUAGAAAGUACGAAUAAGCAAGAAUGGACCCAAUUUAUUAUAAAUAGGGAAGUGAGAUAAAAUUAUGCGUAGUGAUUAAUUAUGCGCAUUCUGAUUUGAUACUUUCUCUAUAGAUGGAGAUGCUACCGCGGGGAAACUUUUAGGCUAAAGGUGUUUUUGAUCAUUUUCUUUAUAUCUUGCGUAAGGAGAAUACUUCUAAAGAAUAUUGAAUUGCAUUACUCGGUUUUCCUUUGUUGUAUCCCAAUAAUGGGUAACAACAAAGUCGAAAGCCGACCGAAAGGCGGCGCGCUUCGUCUCGAUGCAACGAUAUCGAAGCCACUUUGUAGUAACAAUACCGUUUCCGCUCUUCUCUGUUUUACCUGCGGUGCUUGCUUUAUCUUGAGUUUAAUUUGCACCUGUCUGGCAAUAUUAGUCGUUUUGCUAGAUCAGACUGUCGAGGCAACGAGCUACAGUCGACACGAUUCGAAUAGACCAGAGGCAUAUACAAUAAUGUUUGAUCCUGAUGAAAGCUUCAGAUUGCCAAAAGAAGUCGUACCUAUUCAUUAUGACCUCUACUUGCAUCCAAAACUUAAAGAAAGCACAUUUUCCGGAAAGGUGACCAUUCUCAUUGAUGUCAAGCAGGACAACAAUAGGACAUCUAUAGCUCUUCAUCAAAAAGAUCUCAACAUCACAUCAGUAAAAUUAAUAACGUAUGGACUAGAUGAAGAUUAUGAAAUUAAUAUUUCUUCCAUCAGCAAGCCUACUAAAUAUGAAAUUUUUAUGAUAACAACUGAAAACAAUAUUAAAUCCGGAUUAUAUAACUUGAGUCUGGAAUUUGAUGGAAGUCUCAAAGAUAAAAUAGUUGGAUUUUAUAACAGUAAAUAUCAGUAUAAGAGUGAUAAAAUUAAUGAAAUCAGGUACAUUGCAACUACCAAAUUCGAGCCAACUUAUGCUAGACAAGCUUUCCCGUGUUUCGAUGAACCCAAUUUUAAGGCAGAAUUUUCGAUAAAACUGGUUCAUCCUAUGAAUGAUUGCUAUAGUGCCUUAUCCAAUAUGGAUGUAAAAAGUACGCAACUACAUACACCGGAACGUGAUCUAGCAACAGUGACUUUCACAAAAACUGUGCCCAUGUCCACGUACCUAGCUUGUUUUAUUAUCAGUGACUUUGUUGGUACAAGUAGAAUGGCGAAUGGCUUAAAUGAUCGAAAAUUUCCGCUCACUGUCUAUACUACAAGACUACAGUCGAAGGAGAAAAGAGAUUUUGCUUUGGAUAUUGGCGUGAAAGCUGUCGAAUAUUACAUAAACUUAUUCAAAAUAGAUUAUCCAUUACCAAAACUCGAUUUAUUCUUAAAUGUAUAUGGCUAUGAUGACAGUAGUAACUCCAUUUAUGAUAAGCGCGAUGUCAUUAACGUAAUCUGUCACGAAUUGGCACACAUGUGGUUUGGAAAUCUAGUCACCAUGAAAUGGUGGAAUGAUUUAUGGCUCAACGAAGGUUUUGCUACAUUCAUGGCAUCUAAAUGUUCAGAUGCGAUUCUACCACAUCAAGGAUAUAUGGAGGAAUUUCCUGUUGAAGUAAUGCAGAAAGUUUUUGUUCCCGACUCAAAGUUGAGCUCUCAUCCUAUAAUUUAUAAUGUCCAAAAUGCAGAUGAUAUUACAUCAUUUUUUGAUGGAAUAUCUUAUAAAAAAGGAGCAUCUAUAAUCCGCAUGAUGGAAAACUUCUUUGGAUCUGAUGUCUUCUUCAGUGCAAUUAGUAUCUAUUUGAAUAAGUACGCUUAUGAGAAUGCAGAGACGGCGGAUCUCUUCGAAGUUUUGCAAGAUGCGGUUGGAAACAAAUUAAAUGUAACAGCUAUAAUGGAUACUUGGACACGACAAGAAGGUUUUCCGGUUGUUAACGUGAAAAAGUCUGGAAACAAUUAUACAUUAACUCAAAAACGAUUUUUGGAUGAUCAAGAUGCCAAAUCCGAUCCUUCAAAAUCAAGUUAUGGAUAUCGAUGGACCAUACCUAUUGUUUAUAUCACUAACAGAAACGAAGUACCUACUCUUGUAUGGUUUGACAAGGAUGCAAAUGAAGUGGUAAUCGAAGUCGACGAACGUACGAAGUGGUUUAAAUUAAAUGCUGGUCAAGUUGGCUUUUAUCGAGUUAAUUAUAACGAGGAAUGGGAAACACUCAAUGAGUUACUUCGGUCUCACCAUACGAGAAUAUCAAUGUUGGAUCGAGCGAAUCUUUUGGAUGAUCUAUUUAGUUUAGCUGAGGCCGGUGAGAUCGAAUACGAUACUGUGUUGAAUAUAACUAUGUAUCUCACCGAGGAGUACCAUUGUCUUCCAUGGGCGGUUGCAAAGUCGAAACUGAUGACGAUAUAUACUCUGUUAACUUCCUCGGCUGAUCCAUUUAUUUCAAGCACGUUUCAGUCUUUCGUCUGGAUAUUGGUAGACACAAUCUAUAAGGAUGUAACUUGGACCGUUGAUGAUGCAAUUGAAGAAGAUGUACCGCGUAUUGAUAAUAAAGUGCGACCGAUAGUAAUCGAAUUGGCCUGUGCAAUGGCUUUACCUGCAUGCUUAAAAAAAGCCUCAGAGCUUUUUAACGAAUGGCUGAUAGAAGAGAAGCCACAGCAUCCUGAUGUUCGCGAAUUAGUUUAUUACUAUGGUAUGCGCUACUAUUCGGAUGCGAUCGAAUGGAGUGUCAUGUUCGAAAGAUUUAAAAAUGAGACUGAUCCUGGCGAGAAGAAUAAAAUAAUGGCAGGAUUAACAGGGACACAAUCCAUUCGUGUUUUAAAGGAAUUUAUUAUCAUAGCAACUGAUGAAAGAUUUGUCCGCGCUCAAGAUUUUUUGAAAUGCUUGAUUAUGAUUUCCAAAAAUCCCGAUGGUACAUCAUUGGUGUGGGAUUGGGUACGCGAGAACUGGGAAUUCUUGGUAAACAGAUAUACGUUGAAUGAUCGAUAUCUCGGUGAUCUUAUACCAUCCAUUACAAGUUCAUUUGCCACACAAACGAAGCUGGACGAGAUAAAAGCUUUCUUUAAGAAAUAUCCUGAAGCCGGUGCUGGUGCGGACGGUCGAGCCAAAACUCUCGAGACAGUCUCGAAGAAUAUCAAAUGGCUUGCUAAAAAUACUAAAAAAUUCGAUAAAUGGUUCUCAGAAAACUGGCCAUUUAAGACUCGUUAAACAUACCAGCAAAAAGUAUACAAGAUAGAUGAAAAGGAAGAAAGACUUAAUACAUAGCGAUUUUUAACAGUUAUGCAUAAAGACAACUUUUUUAAUCUAUGCGUCAACUGCUAAAAAUCACUGAUAGCCUGAAGAUAAUUAAUAGUGGUUUUUGUAUGUUAAUAAGUUACUGUAAAGAAAAAGAAACUGUUACUAAUAAGAACAUUAAAAUUUUCUUGCGCAAGAAAAUUGUAUUCAAUACGCUGAAAUUAUAUUGCGUAUUAAAUUUGUUCUGUCAUGUAAUCAAUAAUUGUGGCAACAGUUAUUAGAUGCGCUAAAUAUGAAAGUGCAUAAAUACCAAAUACGCAUUUGUGCGAGGCAUAUGCCUUUUAUGUAACACAUUUAUAAAUCUUGAUACUGAAAUAUAUACAACUUUAUAAUAUAA
This is a messenger RNA of Acromyrmex echinatior (Panamanian leafcutter ant), 3865 nucleotides long. Its product is annotated as glutamyl aminopeptidase-like. Gene Ontology annotation, cellular component: cytoplasm; membrane. Lineage: Eukaryota; Metazoa; Arthropoda; Insecta; Hymenoptera; Formicidae. The record is from RefSeq and is a predicted model, not a curated record. Gene Ontology annotation, molecular function: zinc ion binding; peptide binding; metalloaminopeptidase activity. Gene Ontology annotation, biological process: peptide catabolic process; proteolysis.